Chara braunii is the source of this 1380-nucleotide messenger RNA. NCBI's taxonomy places the organism in Eukaryota, Viridiplantae, Streptophyta, Charophyceae, Charales, Characeae. The record is from the annotation of a GenBank genome assembly.
CGGCGCGUGGCCCCCCACCCCUCUUGGGAGGUGAUCCCUAGGACGACGAAGGGCCGGGCAACAUGUGGCCCACUGCCUGGUCCAAGCGCCAGCUGGAGACGUUCCAUCUGGUCCUGGGGUUCGGCGAGGUCGGGGGCAAUGGCUGCGACGGCGGCACUGGUGGUGGGCCGUUGCCUGCUGCUGCUACUGCUGGGCCCACGUGGUCCCAAUUUGGAACAGCUGCGGCGGCUGCUGUCCCGAAACCAGGGACAGCGGCCGCCAUAUCUCCUUCCUGUGAUCCGGAUCCCGAUCUCCGAUGCCAACACUGGGUGGAGUUCGACUGGACUGUCGGGGAGGACGAGUCGACUGUUGCGCUGAAGCUGCAGUCGCAAGUGAUGGUCGCGCUGCCCGCGCCGGAGGACUGGGUACGCGUGAGGCUGGUGGAUACUGGGAUGACGAUCGUGACAGAGGGAGAAGAAGGGGAGAGCUCCUGGACAUUCCAACCGAAGAUCGCGGUCAAGAUGGCCGUUGAGAAGAGAAGGGAGCCUCUGCGGGUACUUAGAAUCUGCAGGACGAGUGGGACGGGAGGAGGAGGGGGAACGUACGUAGACGCAGGUCUGUCGCUGGCGAAGGUAUUCCCAGGGGACAGCCUGGAGGCUGUCGCACAUCUGAGCAUCCCGGAAGGACCGGUCGGAAUCUGGACCACGCGCAUUCAGCAGUGGCGCUCUCUCAUCACGCUGAAUCUUUCCAGCUGCGGCCUAACGGUUCUUCCACCAGAGAUUUCAGCACUGACUGGGUUACAGAAGUUAUACUUGGAUAAUAACAAGUUGGCAACAUUACCUGUGGAGUUGGGGCUUCUUGGGGAAUUGAGAGUUCUCAGAGCUGAUCAAAACACAUUAAUUUCUGUGCCAAUUGAACUGCGCCAAUGCUCCAAGCUUGUGGAGUUGUCUCUGGAGCAGAACAAGUUAGUGCGGCCAUUAUUGGACUUCAGGACCAUGCUGAAGCUUCAAACGCUGCGCUUGUUUGGGAAUCCUUUGGACUUCCUGCCGGAAAUUUUACCAUGCAAAAGCCUGCGGUACUUGUCAUUAGCAAAUGUGCGAAUUGAAGCCAGUGAGGAUCUGUCUGUUGUCAGUGUAACAGUGGAAACUGAUGCCAGUGCUGCCGCAGGGUAUUUCACAGCUGCAAAGCAUAAGCUGAGCACUUUCUUUUCACUCGUCUUCCGAUACUCCUCUUGCCAGGUAUAUAUCCUUGCUUUGAAAUCUGUGUUCUAAUGCAUGUAUACGGCAAUGCAGUAUAUCUUUCUUCACUCACUUCUUUUCCUCCACAAACAUCCCAGAAUGAUGAAGGCAAUGUACAUUAAGAGGGAGAAAAAAAGAAACAAAAUGAACAGCGCAAAACAAC